Molecule: messenger RNA, 348 nt
Organism: Phytophthora sojae
Lineage: Eukaryota; Oomycota; Peronosporomycetes; Peronosporales; Peronosporaceae
Exons: 1
Source: RefSeq, a predicted model, not a curated record
UUCAACUUCGGCACGUCUGAGCGCUGCUACAGCGUCGGCAACUGCUUCGACGACAAGGCUUCGUCCGCGACGUGGACCAACGCCCCAUCCGCCGCGUGGUUUGCUUUCUACGACAGUGACGACUGCACCGGGACGCAGUACGUGUCGAAGUCCACUCCAUCCGGCCAGAUCAAGUUCGCAUCCGUGCGCCUCGACAAUAAAGUGUCGUCGUUCAUGCUCUGGGAGUACGGAACCUUCGCGCUCAAGGGGUUCGUAGACAUCUGCGAAGCUACCACCCUACGAAGCGCUAACGCCAGCUCCAACUUGACGAGUCUGGACAGCGAAGGCAGCUCGUCGAACGGAAGUGUU